AGCCCGAGAGCAAUCAAAUAAUAUGGAGGGAGGUAAAGCAGGGCCACGUGAGCGAGCACGAGACACGGAGCGCCGUCGUUUAAGGCAGGGCAGAGGGCGGAAGCUCUAAAGUCAUAUGAUCGAUUCGUGACAGAGCUCGUCGUUCUCCACUCGUAAAGAUGGCCAGCCAGACGCAGGGUAUUCAACAGCUUCUGGCCGCGGAGAAACGCGCCGCCGAGAAGGUCUCGGAUGCCAGGAAACGUAAGGCUCGUCGCCUAAAGCAGGCCAAAGAGGAAGCUCAGGAUGAGAUUGAGAAAUAUCGACAGGAACGAGAAAAACAGUUCCGCGACUUUGAAGCCAAACACAUGGGUUCUAAAGAGGAUGUAGCUGCGCGUAUCGAGGCUGAUACACGAGUCAAGAUAGAAGAAAUGAAUCAGGCUGUCACUGUGCACAAAAACCCAGUCAUGCUUAAAAUCUUGGAAUUGGUGUAUGAUAUCAAGCCGGAACUGCACAUUAAUUACCACAUUGAGGUCUAAGCCACAAGGAUUGCAUCUACAUAGCUAUAAAUAUGAGAUACGUCUCUUACGCUAUGAAUAUACAUUAAAUAUUACUGUUCACCAUAUCUCAAUAUGUAUUUAUCGUUGUUAUAUCGUGUAACAUGUUAUAUUUUAUUGGAGAAACUGUAUACAAUGUAGUUGUAGGCAGUGAUACUCAAACUACUACUAGAAACUUCUUCUCCCGCAGUUGCUACACGACAAUAAAUGUAAUCGUAUUGUUAUUAUCGCUGAGCUUUUCACUGGCACGGUAUACGGACAGUUUGAGAAUUGCUGUAAUGUAGUUGCAUCGUAACAAAGAAAAGAUAAAAAAAAGUAACGUAUUGAACAGAGUAUCGUCGACCCGAUGCGUCAAGGCCUAGACACAUCGGGACGAUGUACGUUAAGAUAGAUAUGGUUAAAGCAAUUUUAGGGUGAUGGUAAUGAGUUGUAUGUUCGGUGUAUAUCAUUAGAUGUCAUUCCAUUUGAUUCUGUCGCAUCGAGGACGAUAUUUUUCUCUACAACCUUUCGCGGUCUACGGACAUGCUCCCAGUCGACGGUGGACCACGCGACGAUGUAGCAUUCAAACUUCUUGUCUUUUAGCAGGAACAUUAUAAGUCUUUGUUCUUCUUGCGAGAUGGGCAGCUUUGCCUUACAUGUAUAUCUUUAUCUCUGUGAGCUGGUUGGUUGUCUGUACAGUAUUAGUGUUCAAAAUACAAAGGAAAAAAGGAAAGGAAAACCCACAAAA
Molecule: messenger RNA, 1260 nt
Organism: Solenopsis invicta (red fire ant)
Lineage: Eukaryota; Metazoa; Arthropoda; Insecta; Hymenoptera; Formicidae
Gene: Vha13
Product: V-type proton ATPase subunit G
Exons: 4
Coding region: 159-515 (118 amino acids)
Biological process (GO): proton transmembrane transport
Cellular component (GO): vacuolar proton-transporting V-type ATPase complex
Molecular function (GO): proton-transporting ATPase activity, rotational mechanism
Source: RefSeq, a predicted model, not a curated record